Molecule: messenger RNA, 3134 nt
Organism: Synchiropus splendidus (mandarinfish)
Lineage: Eukaryota; Metazoa; Chordata; Actinopteri; Syngnathiformes; Callionymidae
Gene: abch1
Product: ATP-binding cassette, sub-family H, member 1
Exons: 20
Coding region: 186-2267 (693 amino acids)
Biological process (GO): transmembrane transport
Cellular component (GO): membrane; ATP-binding cassette (ABC) transporter complex
Molecular function (GO): ATP binding; ATP hydrolysis activity; ABC-type transporter activity
Source: RefSeq, a predicted model, not a curated record
CUCUUUUUUUUCUUUCGCACGAAGCACCGCACCUGGCGAGCCACUGCGCAGCUGCGGCAGUGGUCAGCGGCGCGACGCUCCAGCGUCUGCACCGCGUCUGCACCGCGGGAUGUUGGCGCGGAGAGAAACGGAGGAGGAGGGCGGAUGAGAGCAGGAAGAGAUGGACGCAAGUGAAGGAGGAGAAGAUGAGAGCUGAUGUGGAGGCGGCGCUGUCGGCCGGAUUGCAGGAGAAGGCCAUCCAGUGCCGGGACGUGUGUCGAUCGUACGGCAAGCUGAAGGUCCUCAGCAACCUCAACCUGACUGUGCCACAAGGACAAAUCUACGGCUUGCUGGGUCCCAGUGGCUGUGGCAAGACCACCCUGCUGAAGUGCAUCGUUGGAACUCUGAAAAUAUCUCGUGGGCACAUCACCGUUUUGGGAAAGCCACCGGCGUUUCCUGGUCACGAGGUUCCCGGCAAGAUGGUCGGAUACAUGCCUCAGGAUCUGGCCUUGUACACCGAGUUCACCAUCAGCGACACGCUCAACUUCUACGGCCGAAUCCACGGACUGACGUCGAAGGAAACACAGUCCCGUAUGGACUUCCUCGUUGACUUCUUGGACCUUCCCCAGAAGCAGAGUCUGAUACGAAACCUGAGCGGCGGUCAGAAGCGCAGGGUGUCUCUCGGUGCCGCGCUGCUUCAGAAUCCCGAGCUGCUCAUUCUGGACGAGCCCACGGUCGGAGUUGACCCGGUUCUGAGGUCAAAGAUUUGGCAGCACCUGGUGGACAUAGUGAAGACGGGGAAAGUGUCUGUCAUCAUCACCACGCACUACAUCGAGGAGGCCCGGCAGGCAAAUGUGGUGGGUCUGAUGCGGAACGGUCGCCUGCUGGCGGAGGGUCACCCUGACACCGUCAUGAAGCAGCACAGUGCCUCAACCCUGGAAUGUGCCUUCCUCCAGCUGUGCGAGUCGUCGGACCAGAACGGCGUGGUCCAGGGCUCCAGUCCGCAGGACGGGGGGCUGCAGGGCAGCCAGUCUUUCGGCAGCAACAAGGACGAGAGUCGACCUAUCCUGGGCUCUGCAGAGUCAGGCGGACUUCAGAAGUAUUCAGCGUCCUGGAAGGUGCGCACCUGCCACAUGCUGCCCACCUGGAGAAACAUCGUGGCCCUGGUCAUUAAGAACCUGGUGCGGAUGAAGAGGACGCCGGGAGCGUUGUGUUUCCAGUUCUUGCUGCCCGUCAUCCAGAUCUCCCUCAUUUGUCUGUGCAUCGGAGGAGAUCCCAGCGGGAUCAAGGUGGCGGUGGUCAACAACGAGACCUCCCCCUACGGCUACAGCCACUCGCUGCUGGACUUCAUCGAUAACUCCAGCGUGGAACAGCUGCCUUUGUCUCACAAAGAAGCCUUUGCUGGGAUCUAUGACGGCGAGUACUGGGGGGUCAUCGGCUUCGGGGAGAACUUCACCAGCUACUUGACUAAAAGGAUGGUGCAGCGGCAGGUUUCCAGAGACGUGGUGGAUGGAGGGUCGGUCCACAUCUGGCUGGACUUCACAAAUCGUCAAAUUGCCCUCAUGCUCCAGAAGAAACUGCACGAGGCCUUUCAGAGUUUUGUGGACAGCAAGAUGGGCACCAUGUCCUACCUGGUGGAUCUACCUGUCAAGUUUGAGAAGCCGAUAUACGGCAGCGAGGACACCGACUUCACCACGUUUGUCACCCCUGGAUCGGUUCUGAGCAUCACCUUCUACCUGGCUCUGGGUCUGACCGCGCUCUCCUUUGUUCUGGACAGAAAGGAGGGGCUCCUGGACCGAUGCUGGGUCGCAGGUGUGAGCUCCCUGGAGACGAUGCUGGCCCACCUCUUCUCUCAGCUGCUCAUCAUCAGUGUCCAGAUCAUCCUGCUGCUCAUCUUCAUCCUGCUGGUCUUCAAGACUCCCAACGAGGGCUCCCUCGUGCUGGUCAUCAUCCUCAUCGUGCUGCAGGGGGUCUGUGGCAUCUCCUUCGGCCUGGUCAUCUCAGCCGGGAUCGACGACGAGCAGAGCGCCAAUCAGGCCGCCCUGGGCCUCUUCUACCCCAACCUCAUCCUCAGCGGUAUCAUCUGGCCUGCCGAGUGUAUCCCGUAUCCCCUGCGCUACCUCAGCCUGGCGCUGCCUCAGACCUACGCCUCUGAAGCCCUGCGCUGCAUCAUGUACCGAGGUUGGGAUCUGACCCGCAUGAUGGUGUGGCGAGGCUUCGCCGUCACUCUGGCGUGGAACGCCUUCUUCCUCAUCCUGGCCACGGUCAUCCUGAAGCUGAGGACGUGACCGACUCCUGCGCCAGACCUCCAGUAGCCGACUCCGACCCGGGCGGGGGCUGUAGGAAGCACGGCGGCGGUGGCGGCUGCGUCCUGGCUCUGCUCCUCCUCUGGGUCACUCUGGGACACCUCACCUCUGCAGAGAGCAGCGCCUCCGCCUGGGACGCCGCCAGAAAAAACACACACCAGCCAUGACUUUUGUGCACGUCCACUUUCAUGAAGAAUUGUACCCUGAAGUUUUGUGUUUGCUCACUGUCCUGCAGUGGACUGGUAGAAGAAGAAACUAUAAUCCUGGAUGUCGUGGGAACCAACUGUCCUCUUGUCCGUCGGCUGUACACAAACCACCUGUUUAGUUUCAGGCUUGAAUUCAGAUGGUGUUGGGGAAACUUUAUGUUGAACAAUCCACUUUGCUGGAAAGAGUGGACAUGUCAUGUUUUUACACUUUAUUGUUGACCUGCGAGGACAAGAGAAAAUAAACAAGCAGCGAGGAACCAUGGCGAGCGUGCGCACUCUGUCGCCUGGGAGGAGGAGGAGGAGGAGGACUGGGGUCUGGAGGGUCUUCAUGUCACGUCGCCGUGUGUGCAGCACAGUGAGGAGGAAACAGGAAACGGUAGUGUCACACACGGUGACAGACGCCGUGAGUCUGUGGCAUUUAGACCUAGUGAAACAGUGAAUGGAAUGUUUUGGCUACAGAACCUUAAAUCAUGACUCCAGAGAGAAACGUGAGGCCAGUUCACUGGCUUCUUUCAGUGGAGGAAAUCUGCUAUUCAAGUUCAUCAGAAGGUUAGGAACUAUUUCUGAAGAUUCUAUACCAUAGAAUAUUACAUUACGUGUUUGCUUUGAAAGGCUCAUUAUUUCAAAUGAUAAAAGAAAAAAA